Eupeodes corollae is the source of this 1353-nucleotide messenger RNA. It is a transcript of the gene betaggt-II, whose product is annotated as geranylgeranyl transferase type-2 subunit beta. Gene Ontology annotation, cellular component: Rab-protein geranylgeranyltransferase complex. Lineage: Eukaryota; Metazoa; Arthropoda; Insecta; Diptera; Syrphidae. Gene Ontology annotation, biological process: protein geranylgeranylation. Gene Ontology annotation, molecular function: Rab geranylgeranyltransferase activity. The transcript has a single exon. The coding region runs from base 193 to 1191 and encodes 332 amino acids. The record is from RefSeq and is a predicted model, not a curated record.
UGAAGUUGAAAUAUUGAAGACUUAAGUUCGAAAUAAUAACAAGGAGGUACGAAAUCAAAGUAAAGUAAAGUUAACGCCCGACUAAUUAUUAGAAAAAUAAUUUGUUUACGGUUUACGGAUACAAUUAUUGGCUAUUAAACCACCCAAUUUGUGUAGCACAAUUCUAACACCAAAUUCCUAAAUUCAGACAACAUGCCACUCUUUGUAAAUGACGUGGAGAUAAGCUCAGAACCAAAGGAUCUCUUCUAUGACAAACACGUCGAGUAUAUUGCUAACCAUGGAAAUGACCAAAACGAUUUUGAGUAUUGUAUAACGGAGUUCCUGCGGAUGUCGGGAAUCUACUGGGGAGUAACUGCAAUCGAUACCAUGAACCAGCUAUCUCGCCUGGACAAGAACUCGAUAGUAAACUUUAUCAAGAAAUGUCAAUGUCCUAAUACGGGAGGAAUAUCAGCUUGUGAGGGACAUGAUCCGCAUAUCCUUUAUUCCUUGUCUGCUGUACAAAUUCUUUGCAUUUAUGAUUGUCUAAAUGAAAUUGACUGCGAUGCUCUAGCACGAUAUGUGACCAGUCUUCAGCAGCCGGAUGGCAGUUUCUUCGGUGACAAGUGGGGAGAAGCCGAUACCAGAUUCUCAUUUUGCGCAGUUGCUAUCCUUACACUCAUUAAUCGCAUGGAUGCUAUCAAGUUAUCGAAAGCAAUAGACUUUGUGCUUUCCUGUUGUAAUGCUGAUGGCGGAUUUGGAUCGAAACCCUUUGCCGAGUCGCAUGCUGGCCUUAUAUACUGUUGUGUCGGUUUCUUCUCGAUUACAAAGCAACUGCAUCGGCUAGACUGUGAUAAGUUGUCAUGGUGGUUAUGUGAAAGGCAACUUCCCAGUGGAGGACUUAACGGCCGGCCCGAAAAGCUCCCGGAUGUUUGCUAUUCUUGGUGGGUGCUGGCAUCUUUGAAUAUCAUGGGACGAUUGCAUUGGAUUUCUUCUGAAAAACUUAAGUGUUUCAUAUUAUCGUGUCAGGAUUCGGAGACAGGUGGUUUCAGUGAUAGAACCGGAAACAUACCUGAUAUAUUCCAUACGCUCUUUGGCCUAGGUGCACUGUCGCUUCUUGGCUAUCCGAAUUUGAAGAAAAUAAAUCCUACAUUCUGUAUGCCGCAGCAUGUCUUAGAUCGCCUUGAUGUUCGAGCCCAAGUUUGGUGUCCUUAGACGAUCAUCAAUGCAAUUGUUAUGUGAUUAUAAAAUUAUUUCCAACAUUUGAAAUUGAGUAAUGCUAGUAGUUUUGAUUGCAGGCAUAAAUCGUAAAUUACCAAAUGUCACGUUAUGUCGUAUAAAUUAUGUAUUAAUAAACAUUUUUGUUCAAUAAUAUAA